AUGAAAUUCUCUGUACUUUCAAGCAUUGCUCUUUUGGCCAGCAUUGUUGCUGCCGCACCCGCCGAACGAUCAGUCAAUCCUUAUGUUCUGGUUCAAAACAACUGCGACUCGAAACUUUAUGUUGGAAACACUGCCAACGGUCAACUCUAUGGUUCAUCUAUCACUGUUGAUGCUGGAGAUAGCCACAAGUUCGUCUUUGACAAUGGCUGGGCCGGCCGUAUCUGGGCCCGCAAGAAAUGUAGCGGCAAUGAUUGCACUUAUGCUGGCAUCGGUGCACCUGCCUCUUUGGCCGAAUUCUAUUUCAAGGGUCCAACUGGAAACGAUUUUUAUGACAUCUCAUUUGUCGAUGGCUACAACCUGCCUCUUCGUAUCACCCCGAUCAAUGGUCAAACCAAUGGAACUACCGGUGACAGUAAUGCAUUCCUCUGUGGCAACUCUGAUUGCUCUACUCUUCCUUCCUGUCCAGAAGGCUUCGAAUCAAAGGAUACGGAUGGAAACGUCAUUGGCUGCAUGAGUGCCUGCACCAAGUUCGGCACCCCCGAGAUAUGCUGUACUGGUGAAUACGACACAGAAUUCACAUGUUCCGGAAACGAUUACGCAAAACAAGUCAAGGCAGCCUGUCCUAAUGCUUACAGCUGGGCCUUUGAUGACAGCACUUCCGCUUACAUGUGCAAUGCCGAGGGUUACAAAGUCACAUUCUGCUAA
Phycomyces blakesleeanus NRRL 1555(-) is the source of this 705-nucleotide messenger RNA. RefSeq names its product secreted thaumatin family protein. The record is from RefSeq and is a predicted model, not a curated record. The transcript has a single exon. Bases 1 to 705 code for a protein of 234 amino acids. Lineage: Eukaryota; Fungi; Mucoromycota; Mucoromycetes; Mucorales; Phycomycetaceae.